This is a messenger RNA of Guillardia theta CCMP2712, 26502 nucleotides long. RefSeq lists its product as hypothetical. The transcript is spliced from 22 exons. Gene Ontology annotation, molecular function: protein binding. Bases 1 to 26502 code for a protein of 8833 amino acids. The record is from RefSeq and is a predicted model, not a curated record. Lineage: Eukaryota; Cryptophyceae; Pyrenomonadales; Geminigeraceae.
AUGACUCAAUCUCGGCGCACCAGCAUACAAUCGCCAUGUGCGAUUGAUGACGAGGGAAAUUCAAAACGGAGGAUACCAGCAUGGAUUUCGGAGACCAGCCAUGUUUCUCGAAGGUCUCAGAGAUGCAAGGCAUGUCGGCCUGGAAACUGUACACGUUCCUCUGUUGAUAAUGCUGUAUUCUAUACUCGGUUUGAGCCACAGCGAUGGUCUUUCUUUCUAGGGAUUUUUACUUUCUUGGUUCUGAAUGGCGCGGCACAACCAACAUUGGGGGACGGCCUGAACUGUGCGGGUGGAGGGGCGUCGAAUGCUUGGAGAUUACCUUUCCCUCAGUACUCAGGUGUCCUGGGAGGUACCACGGUCACAGUCGAAGGGUGCGGGUUCGUAGUCGGGUCUGUCUAUGUUGUAGAUUUCUCAAAACCCUACAGCGAAUAUGGCUCCGGUCAUAAUUUCUCAAUCGCCAAUGUCACGGAAAGCCACAAGCUGUAUGUUGUCAGCCCCGCAACGUCUUCUGGAGAGGGAGCAGUAUUGAUUACCAUCACAAGGCAAGGUGGUGGCGCACUUCCGAUGGAUGCCACUUCACAGUCUUUCCAAUACAUGUCUAUUGUAAAUAGGAUAACAGGCUCCGUCCCUAAGAUGAUAUAUCCGCCGUCAGACUAUGAGGGCUCGAAAACGACACAGGAGGAAGUCGUUGAAUGCCAGAAUGAGACAGGCUUGGUUCAGUGCGUUUCUCCCGUGGGGGGAGGGGCUACUCUUGCAGUCCGUGGGGCCGGAUUCCUGCGGUCUUACGGCGACCAGAAGUUUUACAAGUUGAAGUUUUGGGACCAGAGCAAUCAGACUUACAUCUAUUCAAAUCCGUGUCUCUUCGUUGACUCUACGUACCUGUCAUGCCCGAUCCCGCGAUGGGAUUGGGCACCAGCUGCUGUGAGUUUGAAACUUUGGAGCAAGGACGGAGCAAGUAUGCACGAGUCGUCCUUUCAGCUUUUCUUCACCUCUGAGAUCUCCCACGUGUCGCCAUUGACCUUCAAUGAUAAGAGUAUCCUUGAAAUCUUUGGUGCUGGCUUCUCUGCUGAAAAUAGCUAUUAUUGCUCCCUUUGGCGGUCGAAUUCCACGGGUUACUCAUGGCUCCCAGAAGAAAGACUGUAUAUCAAAGCCAUGAUCAAGAACAGUACUUACGCUACAUGUAAUGUCUCUCAAGUUUCGAUGAUGAGCGGUUGGAUGCCAACCGUCAGUCUGUAUAGCUUUCUCAAUCACUCGCUCACUCGGGAUACUUUCUUCUCUGAGUCUCACAAGAGAAUCGCCGGAUGGGGAGCACUUUACCCGAACAAAGAUCCCAUCAGCAUUGGCAUGAUAGUAUUGCGAACCAACAUGACUGAUAGUCCGAUCAAGCGUGAUUCGCUUCGGAUUGACAACGAGCAGUACUUUCCCUUGUGGUCCAGCUACAACCGGACGAUUCCUUCGAUCACGCAUGAGUUCAGUCGUGGUUCUUGGUAUUCCGUGAAUAUAACUCAAGCUCCGGCAUUUGGUGGAACUCCGAUCGAGCUGUACACCAGGGGAGUCAAUCCUGGUCUUGUGGGCGAGUACAACCUGUCGUUGACUACGUCAGUCAAUCAGACCUUGCGUCAAAUCCUGCCUAUGGCAUGGAAUGGGGAUACAAGUUUGCCAGGAUCGAUGUUUGAAGUCUUUGCCAAGAGAAAUUCUACUCUGGUGGCACUGAGACUAGAAAGAGUCGAAAGAGUUGAUGACGGCAUCUAUGUUUCAAUUGCACGAGGAAAUUUCCUGGGAACAGGAAAGGAGCAAUCGUUGGACAAUUUUGUCUGGGAUUCAAGGACAUGCGUAUACGAAGACCCCACAAUGUGUCGGUUCUCUGAGCCUUAUUCUUUUACUGCUGGCGGGACGUACACCAUCUUGGUAGUUGACUCGAAGGGGAUCAAGUAUUUCCUGCAGGAAGACGUGCAAGCACCGGGGUCGACUUGCUGCGCGUCAUACGCGCAGAACAAGAUGGAUUGUUGCUCCAACGGAUGCGGAGCUUCCAGAUGUGAGAACGCAUCUGUCUUCUCUGAUGGCUUCCUUGCCGUCAGACCUGGUGUGGUCUUGUCCAUCGGCUCCUUCACCACGAAUAGUCCUCAGGUGGUUCAAGUGUGGGGAGAUAAGUCCUCUCCAAGAUUCUUUGCCGGCACUUUGGUGUACGACCACGAGGAGUAUGGUGACGCCUAUCGUUGCAAAUUCUCCUUGACCUCCAAGGAUGGGAGGUACUUGCAGAGUGUCAGUGGGUUUUCCAAACCAUCCUUCGUCUCCCCUGAUCUCUUGAGCGUCUCGCCGAAGGUGGUGUGCAGCAUUCCCAGCUGGAACGACAGCGCAAGUUACCCCGUCUGCGAUGGGCGAAGUGAGAACAACGCCUGGUGCACGAUGCAAAGGAUCCACUCCAACUGCGCUGGGACGUGCAAGGGAGGGACUUACUACCAGCGAACAGGCACUUGCAAUGGCUACUGCACCUGUGGGUACAGGGGAAACAUCAGUUAUCCGAUAUGCAACGGUGGCCGGGGAACAUGCUUCUGCGAAGCGCCGAAUACCGGUCAUGCUUGUUUUGAGCACAGUGAUUGUACAGGGGGCGGCACGUGCGAGAGUGUGGGAAGUUGCCAGGUACAGAUGACGCUUUCGCUUGAGAACGAGCAUCUGGAGACGAUCCCUUAUGUUCCUGCUGACAAGGAAGAGUCGUUUCGCUUUCGGAUCUAUCCGACUUGGUAUGAAAAGAAUGUCACGGAGGUGCUUGCCGACGGCAGCGCCUGGUUCGAGGUGGAAGGAUACGGUUUCGAUCAAACUUCGGAGCUCUUCUCGUGCAAGCUCACCCGGAUAGCUGAAUCAUCGGUCAACCUCUCUCUCAGUGCAUCUGCUCCCUCACCGAACAGGCUCAUCUGCCACAUGUCUCCUCUCCUUGUCGAAUCUACCAGGUCUGGCAACUACACGUUGUCAGAGCAGCUUGUCCUGCAAGUUUUGUGGAACAACGAGAUUGUUCCCUUCGUCAACCCGGAGUGUGGGAUUCUCCUGCCCUCUGAGUUCACUUCGUGUACAUCUCCAUCUCUCAUCGUGUCCGAAGUCUGGAAUUCUUUCUCCUUGCCUCUCAACAAACCUUUUUUUCCGACUAACAUCUCCAUCUUUGGGUAUGGGUUCUCGCCCUACCAAGCGCAGUACGCCUGCAAGUUCACAUCUGCAACUUGGAAUGAAACCACGACGGCGUUCGUCCCAAGUUUCAAUGAGAUCCUUUGCCAGCUCCCCGCAGGGCUGGACUGCAACAUCCUGGUGGACGUGACUGUCCUCCGUGACUUGGUUGCAAUCAACUUUCAUGGGGACGAGAGAAGUUUCUGUCUUCAGAGCUCAUGGCACAACCUCAACUCGAGCCAAGGCGAAGCGUUUGGGGAGGAGCACGUCAUGUUGAUCUUGAAUGGAAUCGCAGCAGAUUGCAACACGAGCUAUGAAUGUGUCUUCGACAUCUACGGUCAGGACACCAAGGUGACGUCAUCGUCGGAGUCUUACUCACACUGUAACAACGGGGCGUGUGAGGUUUAUUGCAGAACUCCAAACCUUUACAACCAAAGCUUGAUUGGGACCUUUACCCCGACUGACUUCAGGCAAGGGGUUGUCACGCGUGUGAAAGUCCACCAGACAUCUCAGGGCUGUGAAGGUCAGAGCUUGUGCAGCUUCAACGCGAGUCAAGACAUCAGCUUCAUCGGGCCUGCUGGUCAAGACUUGUACUACUUCUUCACAACAUGGAUCGAGGCGACUUCUCAUGCGAGUGCGGCAGGCGGAAGCUUGCUCACGGUCACAGGGUUCGGUUUCAUGCCGCAAGAGGCAUAUAGGUGCCAGUUCUUGGGGCAGGCAGGGAAGCAGUGGUCACCCGUUGCCCAAGUCUCUGCUGACAGUCUGCUGUGCGAAGUCCCAGCAUGGGGAGUGGAGUAUCACGCGGAGCGUGUGAACCUCAGCGUGUACUGGGUCAACCAAUCUUGCUCGGACUCUGCCAGCCAGUCGAGUGCCUGCACGUACGCCAUCAAACGUCGAGGCAUGGUUUAUGGGUCUUAUCAAGACUUUCAAUUCCUCCCUCAUUGGCUCUCUGUCAGCCCCCAGAUCGUCCCAUGGAAUGAAUCAUACACUGUUUCCAUCGUUGGACGAGGCUUCUCUGCAGAGCAGGAGAUCCAGUGUGUGUUUGACAACACAAACCUGCCUCCGUCUCCCUCCACCUUCGUGAACGCUUCUCUCAUCCUCUGUCAAACGCCCAAUCUCCCUCCAGCUUCUGUCAACCUCUACAACCUCCGCCUCCUAUCCAACGCCACAGACAUCCUUGGAAUCCCUUCAGCACCUAUCAAUUUCAUCCAAUUCGCUGUCAAAGACUCAAUCGAUUUCUUGUCUGGCUACUUCAUCCUUGCCAUCCCUAAGUAUCAAGGCCUUGACGUCACCUUUGAAGGAGCCUUUCGCAGCGUCCAGUCAAAAGUUGCUCUCAGCCUCGUCGAAUCUUGCGAUGGUUGGUUUGCCUGGGAGGCUGACCUGACCACUUCGGUGGUUGCCUACGUCAUGAAUGACUUUGCUGGGCCCGACCAGCUCGUCUACGUCUGCUACUCUACCAGCUCGUCGUACGUGCUCCAAAAAAAGGUCAAAGUGCUCUCGCAGCCGCCAGCCACCAACUCCUCCAUCACCAGCAUCGUCCCUUCAAGGUUCGGUACGUCCAACGCCACCAUCAUGCUGUACGGAGCGCGCUACUCAAGUUUGACCUUUGUCGCCUUCACGAACACGUCCUCCUGCAGCUUUCAAAGCUACACCCUCGUGAUGCCGUUGGAUACGGAGCAGGAAGUGCCUGCCGUGCGGGUCGAGCUCCCUCAGGGGAUGUACCACGUCUGCUACAGCACUAACGGCUCUGACGCCUCUUCCAUGUGGAUCCUCCAGUCUGUUCAGAUCGACGUGGUAGGCAACUCACAGAUUCUGACCGCAGUCUUCCCUUCCAAGGUCCCGGCCCGAUAUGCGAUCAAUCUCACCUUGCCCAACAAUAUCUUUCCUCCCUUGCCAGGAGAUUACUUCCUCACGAUGACCUUGCAAGGUGGCAGUCAGACUAACGCUUCCUUCCCGAUUUACGGGAACCGAGUCGAGAUGGUCUUGGACGCUGUCGGUCUCUAUGACAUCUUGAUCCAGACAAACGGAGGGGACAGCGCGAAGUUGCUGCAGCAGAACGUCCUCCUUGAGAUCUUCUCUCCCGCAAGCAACAGCAGCAUCUUCACUAUCAGCGAGCGGAUCAUCAUCUCAAGUCAGAUUGCCCUCUUGAACUUCUCAGGCUACUUUCCUUCAGUCUUCAGCGUUUUGGCGAUCUCUACCUCGGACUGCGAGCCUGGCUCCCUCGCUUUCUCGCGCAGCGGCAACUCGACCGCGCUCUUCGAAGUUUUUAUCCCUCCUGAAAUCUCUCCGGGUGUUUUGUCAGUGUGUUACAGCACCAGCAGCGGUCAGUCGUUUGAGAAGCAGCCAGUCACUCUCACGGUGAUCGCACAGGCCUCGUCGGCUAGCGUGCAGUCAGUGACCCCGGGAAGGAUCCCGUCGCUGAUCUCCUUCCCCCUCCACAUCGAGCCAAGGAACCUGUUCUCCUCCUACUCUGGCCUCUUGUUCCUGCACCAGAGCUGCAGCAUGAACAUCUCGUGCCCUUCCAGGAUCUUUCUCAACUUCUUUACCAACAACCUUUACGUCAACCUCACGAUGCCUGGCCUUUGGUAUCUCUUCUACUCUACAGACUCGCCUGGCGGUUCUUUCAUAAGGCAGAGCUCAAUCGUCAUAGAGGCAAUCUACCAGGCCAGCCAUCACUCGAUUCUAUCCAUCUCUCCGCACAGGAUCUCACAGGAACUCAGUCCCACCUUCACCCUCCUGCCCUUGCUAACCGGGGCUACCCUGCAUGCAGACAACUACACAUACCUUGGCUUCUCUACCGACGUCAAUUGCCACGACCCGGAGGUGAAAGUCCAGUUUGACACCCCCACUGUCACAUUCUCUAUCGCCAGUGUCGGCAACUAUACCGUCUGCUACUCUACUCUCGGCACCGAUCCAGGGUCGUUCCUUUCCCUGCAAGACGUCUACCUCUACGUGUUCCCACAAGCGAAUGAAAGCACUCUGACACAAGUUUUCCCUGACCGUAUCACGAUCAGCAACGUGGUGGCCAUGACGUUUACUGGGGCGAUCUUCUCUCCUUUCACUCGUGUUGCUUUCGCAGAGGCAAACACCAACUGCUCUCAAGCAUCGAAUGCUGAGUUCCUUCUCCAAGGGUCUGACGGCGCCGUUCCUUACUCCGACGCCACUUUCGAGCCUUUCACAACACCUGGGCUGUACGGAAUCUGCUACUCAGUCUCUUACUUCGAUCAGAGCUCUCAGUCGUUCCUUCAGAACCAGGUCAGCCUCAAGGUCAUCGAUGCCUUUCGACCCGGUGACGUCAGCAACGUGCAAGUUUGCCAUUGCCACCCUUCCGCUGAGCAGAGCGCAUGCCAGCGCGGCGAGGCAAGCUCUAUCUGCAUCCAAGGUGAAGAGGACCCGCUAGACGGGAGCUACCGCCUGAGGCUGCCCGCGGACGUGCACUACUACUUCAAGUUCGUAGGAGUCGACUUCUCCUACAACUCUCGCGUCGCUUUCUCGACUCACAUUCACCCAUGGCUGGGAAGGCCCGACUGCGCUGAUGGGAGGACCUUCACCCAGGUCCUGGACCAAGGGCAGGGAAAUCAGUCCUUUGCGAUCAAUUCCUCCCUCCCCAGCGUCGGAGAGUACUUCACUUGUGUCAGCACGCAGAACGGAGAGGAUGGGACCUGGCUUCCUGGGCCUCAGGCUCUGCCGUCCAGUCGAUAUUACGUGUUUCUUGACACGUUUGACAAGGCCAACUCGGCGUCCCUCACCGCCUGCCAGCCCUCCAGCUGGGAGAACGGGCAGGUUAUCAACAUCUCGUGUCAAGGAGUUGUCGAGUCAAAGUUCGCCGUCCUCAAGCUCGCAGACCCUGAGCAUUGUGGGCUUCCUGACUUCUCUGACGUCGGGCAAUUCAACCAGGAAGGCUUUUCCCUGACAGUCCCUGCCUGGCCCGCUGGCGUGAACGCACAGCAGACUGAAAGGCAACUUGUCCUCUGCUACUCGUUCCUGGGUCAAGACCGCUUCUUCGAGCAGUCUGACUUCGCCUUCUACUCCUUGAGAGCUGCGGCCCCCCAGUCGAUCGAAGAGAUGAUACUGUUGCGGUUCGGCAUCAACUCGACAGAGCACGACAUCCUCCUCUUCCCUCUGGGCCUCAACAUGUCCGUUGAGCUCUACGGCCAGCAGUUCAACUCCAAGGGGAACGUGGCUGUCUGCAAGAUCGUCAUGAACGAUCGAUGCGACCAAUGUACUGACUUGACCUCCGUCUUUGGCUCCUCCCUGGAGACCUUCCGGCAGGAUUAUGUCGCAAUCUUUGACACAGCCAAGAACUACUCGCUCUGUUACAGCACUUACAAGGUCCACGGGGAGCAUGUAUGGGUGCCUCAACGCUUCAACUUGGAGGUUCUCGCCCCCACUCAGCCUGACUCUAUCACCAGCGUCGAGUGCUCAGGCGACUACUGCCUGACUAACACAUCCUUCAGCGCUGCAAGGCAAGUUGAGCUCUACUUUAAGCAAGCCUCCCCUUCUCCCUUCACUCGCAUAGCCUUCACUCGGAGCGACUGCGUGUCUCGAGUCUCGGAGAGCCUCGUCGACUCCUCCCGGUCCAUCACGACUCAGCUCAUGUAUCCCGGGCAGUACCGCCUCUGUUACACGACCUCCUACACUCCUGAAGACUUUGACGGCUGGGCACUGCAGGAGAAUUUGACCUUGACUGUGUGGCCGAUCUGGGACGAGAUUUUAACGCCCGCUCAGCCCAUCUUCAGCUAUCAAGGAGGUACGAUCUCCGUCUUUGGGACUGGAUUCAGCAAUAUGGACAGCUACACGUGCGGGAUCCUCUACGGGUCACAAGAGUCAAGCUCCCUCGCCACCGUCGUCUCCUACUCCACGUUGACUUGCCCUGUCCCAACGUGGACUGAAGCAGCAGCUAAUACAACCCUUGUCGUCUACUGGAACUCGUUGCCUAUCCAGAGCAGCGCGACCGAAAUCGUCAAGAUCUUCUUGAUCCCUCGGGCCCGGGCCUCGUUCCCGGCCUACGGCGACAAGCUCGGAGGUACUGUCCUCACUAUCGUAGGGAACGGCUUUGGGGGCCCAAUGACGUGGACGAACAACGCGGGAUGCGGCGAGUGGAGGUACAGGUGUAGGUUUCACUCCACUGGAAGUUUUGACCAUACGGUGAACGCGGACUCGUCCACCUCCGAGCUAGUCACCUGCACCUCUCCAACCUGGUCAACUUCACUGUGGGGGAGCUACAGGGAGGACCUGGAGGGGACGGCAAGGGUGGAUGUCCUCUCCUACUGCGUCGGGAUGGAGAACAUGACUUAUGUUGUGGACACAGUGCAGGAUCUGAUCUUCGUCUUCCGCAAGAUUAACAAGGCUCCUUACUUCGUGGGGCAGAACAAGAUAUUCCCUGAGAACACCACGGAGUUUGUCAUCAAGAACUGGACGGGAGUGCUGUACAAGGGAAGGACCCAGGACAACUCCUUCGCAGUGGAUGAAAUUGACCAGAGGCUGACGUUUGUGGUGACUGUGCUUGCCCCAAUCUUCUUCAAGACCGUCCCUGGGAUUAGGAUCAGCGACACUGGGGACCUCUCCUUCGAGCCCAACCAGCUCGUCUUCGGCCGCGCAUACUUUGACGUCCAGCUCUUUGAUGACGGAGGAACUGCCUGGGGAGGAAACGAUCGUUCGCAGGUCAAACGGUUUUACCUCCUCUGGGGGAAUGCGGACUCUCAGCCAGCCAUGCAAGAGCAGGACGUGGUCGAGGUUGACGAGAACGUCGUCGUCGGCCAGUCUCAGACUUUCCUCUACUUCGCUGACCCACGGGCCUCUCCCACUCUGCCCCCGACGUCACCGCCGACCUAUGGCGACCAGCGGAUCAUUACGGAUGGCUCGUUCGAGGUGAUGCCGAAGAGCGAGGAAGGGAAGAUCUGCUUCAGGCAGCAGCCCGUGAUCGAUGUCGAUGGUUCCCUGUCCUUCGUGCUGAGGGAGGGGAUGCACGGAAAAGUCUCAAUGAUGUUCCGGCUGGUCACCAGCUCGUUCAAGACCCCCUGGUCUUACUUCGACAUCCUGAUCAACCCGAUCAACCAGCCUCCUUCAUUCUCCCUGGCCCAGCAGACCGUCCAGGUGCUGGAGGACGCUCCAAGGUAUCGCGUGCAUCAGUUCGCAGGGAACAUCAAGAAGGGCCUGUUCUCGGACUCCAUGUUCGCAAACAACUCCAACUACACCAACUUCCCUUGCAGCAGUAGUGAGGACAGUCAGUUAGUCACCUUCCAUGUGACCUACCUGUCCGGGAACCAGAACCUCCUGUCUGCGUUGUCCAUCCUCUCAGAUGGAACCCUCGACCUCCUCCUCGCUCCGAAUCAGAACGGCAACUUGACUCUGAGCACAACCUUGGAGGACGACGGAGGAGUAGUGAGGCAGGGAGAUCAGGCUACCUCCACUCCUCAUGUCUGGCGGCUCGAGGUGGUUGCUGUGAAUGACCCUCCUUCGUUCGACUUCACUUUGCAGCCUCUGGUGAUCGUUGAGGAGAAGUUUUACAACAGAAGGAGCGAGCUUUCGUUCUUCAAGAACCUCCGUUGGGCUCAGUUCGGCGGGAGUUUGGUGGGUCCACGGGACGAGGCCAACCAGUCUCUCUCCUUCCACUUCCACGUCAGCCCGGAGAACUCGACUUUGUUCGAGGACCUUCAAGGGUUUGCCAACGGUACCUUCUACUUCGUGAUCCGCCCGUACGCCUACGGCAACAGCACGGUAGAAGUCACGGGAUGCGACAACGGGGACAAGAACGCGACUUGCUACACGGCAGGACACAGGCUGACCUUUGUUGUGAUCCCCGUCAACUCUGCGCCAUCCGUCGGUCUGCCGAGCGACGUCUGGCUGUGGGUCAACCCCUACGACACCCGGGAGUCAGGCAUGAUGCUGCAGGAGUGGUGCUGCUCUCCCUGCCCCUCCCUUGACCUCUCCUGCAACUUGAACACGGGUUGCUGCAGCCCUUGGACUUCCUGCGGAGGCCUCAGGAUCCUUCCUGCUGUUGCCAACUUCUCUGCUGGGCCUUACGAGGCCUUCCAGCAUGUCAGCUUCUCAGUGACUGCGGGUGAAGGCAGCGAUGUUGACUUGAAGAUCGGAGAGAACGGGAACAUCACGCUGGUUGUACCCCCGAUGUUCUCCGGGAACUCUUCGUUUGUCAUCCUCACCACUGACGACGGGGGAGGAGGAGUGAUCGAUGGGCACCAGGCUGAAAACUCGUCCACCCAUCUGUUGACAGUGAAUGUCAUGCAAGGGUUCCUGCGCAUCGCGUUCCAGUUCGACUUGUUCAGUGACGGUCAGCAGACCACGUCAACAGAUGAGGUGGUCUCGGGCGUGAGAACAAUGAUUGCGGGGCAGACUCAGACUGAUUGGCUGCCGAUCGUUCUUCUGUCGUGCAACUCGUCUGAUGAGCAAGUCGCUACGAUGGAGUUUGCAGUCAUCGCCUACCAACUUUCGUCAUUGAUGGACAUCAACAGCAGAGCCAAGUCUCUCUUCAACUCGAACAUCAGCUAUGAUUCUUUAAUGCUCGAUCAGAACAUGGAGAGCUGGCCGGAUCAGUUCGAGGCUGACGCCUUCGGCUGCAACUGCCCCGACAGCAUCGCGAGGGUCAACCUGGGCUCCAUUUCUCUCCUUUACUCCUUGAUGGAGACGAGGAGCCUGACCGAGAUAGUCCAGCAACCCCCAGACUUUGACAUCUUGACCAUCAUCGUUGUCAACGAGAGCAGUAGAGUCUCGGUCCCGAUCAUCUCCAACAUCCGCGUUGACAGCGGGCUCUUGAUGGAAGACGGCAGUCAGUACGUGAAGUUUGUCGUUGCCCCUUCUCGAUUCCGAUCGCCGGCGUCUGUAUUUCUCUGGAGUCCCUCCAACGGUACCUUCGGAGAUUUCUUCCGCAACCCACCGACUGUCAAGGCCUCCUGCUCCCCCUACUGCCUCUCAGCUGAAAUCGAGCUGGACACUUCCUUCAUCCACGGAGUCGUCGAGCUCUCGGUCACCUUGUUCUCGAGGAGGACUCAGUUGUACACCACCAAGUCGAUCCUGGUCGCCAUCCAGCCUGUCGCACACCCGCCGAGCGUCCGGCCAAGAUAUGCCAACAACCUGACCAUCCUCGAAGACAACGGAACCUGCGUGUACGACUCCUGUACCUUACACACCUGGCAGUUCAGGCUGUUUGAGGUCUUUGAGGACAAGGACGAGUGGUUCCGAGGAGGCGACACGCUGCAUGUGCUAAGCAGCGACCCUGAGCAGGUGGAGGUCCGCACGGUCUACUCUGACUUCGUGUACCUGGAGAUUCGGCCAGGGCUGCACGUGCAUGGAGUCUUCAACCUGACAGCUGUGGACUCGACCGGCCUGUCGACCUCACCUCCUCUACGGCUUAUAGUCCAGCAUGUCAACCAUCCUCCCUUCGUCCGCAACAACUCCAUCCUCAACUACACGCACUACGAAGACAUCCAGCCUCCCCCCCUCAACCUCAGUGACAUCUUCUACGACGUUGACUUGGAGGAUCAUCACGACCCGUACGCUCCACCAGACACGUUGACUUACUACGCGGUCAACAGCCGGCCAGACCUCAUGGAGAUUCAGAUCGUUGGGGACAAGCUCGUACAGUACCUCCUGCCAAACCAGCACGGGCUGAUUGAGGUGACUGUAACGGCAGUCGAUUCUAUGAAUGUUUCAGUUACAGCAACGUUGACCUUUGAUGUGGUGUCUAUCCCCGACGCUCCUUUUGUGAUGAACCUGCCGACUUUCGUCGCUGGCAUCACGAUCUAUGAGCAGCCUGCGACUGCCCAGGAGCUUCGCUUCAACAUCUCUUACAUGUUCGGAGACUUUGACGACUGUCGCACUAUGGCUAUCAAGAUUAAGUGUUUUCACAGCGUGCCAGUCGUCGAUUUCCUCACCAUCACCACGCAGACUAAUUGGACAUCUUGGUUUCAAGUUGCUAUCGAAGGAGAUGAGCUGCUGGUCAUGCCGCUUCCUUACAUGCACUCCUAUUCCGUCAGAGAGCUUCACUUUGACAUCAUAGCGCACGAUUUGUACAACCUGACAUGCCUCGUCUCAGUUCCGAUCUGGAUCGUACCAGUCAACAAUGUGCCUAUCCCUCUUAUCACACCCCUGGCGUUCAUUGAAGGGCAAGCUCCGGUCAAGUACCUGGUCGGAACCCUCAACGACUUUCCCAGCACAAGUUUCAACCUGUCAACCGAUGCGGCUUCCUUAGGGACCAUCGCGUUCGUCGACUUCGAUGCUAUCACCAACCUGUACAGUGACAGCCUUCGUUUCUCCUUGUUCACAGAUCAGCCCAGCAUGCUCAACGUCUCCCUCCGCGCCUACGUCAACGGUACUGACAGCCCCUGCGCGUUCCCCUUCGAGCACAACGGGCAGAUGUACGAGAACUGCACCAACAUCGAGUCGAUCUACCAGGGUCACGUCUCAGUCUGCAAGGACCAGCAGGGAGACUGGGGUGUGUGCAGGCACAUGUUGUCGAUAGAUUUCGUGCCAGGGCAGUUCGGCCGGGCAGAGAUUUUCAUCACGGCAACGGAUUCAUACGGAGGGAGGGUAGAGGCUUCGAUUCCUGUGAACGUGUCGAUGAUCAACACUCCAGUGAACUUCUCGAUGCCUUCAGAGCUGAACGUCGUGACCAUCACCUCCUCUGAACUUGUGCAGCUGACGACCAAGUCGUCAUUCGUUCAUAUCCAUUCCAUGGGCUCUAGGUCGCCCCUCCCCAAGUCGGAGGAUGAAUGCUUCAGGCCGCCAGUGCUGACCACUGACUGCCAUAGCAACUCCUCCCCAGGCCAGGUCUACACCUUCCACGUCCAAGUGGCAAACAGGGGCUUGUUUGAUAUCCUUCCAAUCGUGACAGUCCAGGGAGAUCUUGUCUUCAAGCUCAAGAUUGGCGUCCAGGGAUCGACGGUCUUGCAGGUUUCUGCGGUGGACAACGGAGGAUACUCAAACGGAGGAGUCAACACGUCAGUGAAGGAGCUGUCCCUGAACGUGAUCGAAGUCAACGAGCCCCCCUUCUUCAAGAUCAACCCAACGCUUCAGGCCCUCGAGCGAGUCUCCCAGGACCAGACCCUCUACCAGUAUGAAGGCUUCGCCUACAACAUCGACCCAGGCGCUGGGCUGAUCGAGGCAUGGCAGAAGCUUACCUUCCAUGUCGAGCUUCAGACUGAGGCUCCUGGAAUCUUCGAACUUGCUCCUACAGUCUCCCCGAACGGAACCCUCAGCUUCCUCCCCAAGAUCUACAGGCACGGCACCUUUCUGUUCCGGGUCUACCUGGAGGAUGACGGGGGCGGGAGGAACAGAUCCAUCGUGAACGAGUUCAUCCUAGAUCUGCUGCAAGUGAACAAUCCCCCUACGUUCUGCAUCCCCGACACCCUGACGUUGGUAGCGGAGGAAGAGUUCGUCAGUCCCCAAUUCGUCACCAGCAUCUCUACCGGAGGGCUGGACGACUGCGUCGACAGCUGCAACUGCUCGGCAGGUCCGUUCGGUCAGGAGAGGACGCAGAAUCUCUCCUUCGUCAUCGGGUACAGCGCAGACCAGCUGGAGCCCUGUUCUCAAUUCGAGGCGAACAACAACAUGAGCCUGUUCAAGGUUUACACCGACGGCACAGUUGCGAUCCGAGCGAUCAACUAUGGACAAGUGAACGUGUCGAUCACUUUGGUUGACGAUGGUGGAGUCGCCAACGGCGGUGUCAACCACACCACCAAAGAGAUCCAGGUCUUCGUGAAGAACAAGAACAAGCAUCCCUCCUUCACGCUCGCCUCUGACUCGAGGAUAGUCGUCAACGCAGGCAGCUCAGGAUUUGUUGUGUUUGCGGAGAACGUCAGCUCGGGUUACUGCGAGGAGUUUGCUCAGCCCGUGACCUUCUCGCUCGAGGUGGUUGAUUUCUGCCUUGCGAGCAUCCGGUCGUCGAACUCAACGGUUCUCGACUUCGAAGAGACUCUCUCCGAAUGCUCCCAGCGUCAUGCGGCCACUCGGGCUGUUGAAAUCUUCGGAUGUCCUUCCAGCAACGUCUCCUCUCUCAACUCGACGCUCGAGUCAAUCUUCACUGACGGCGAGUGGCCGACCCUCUACCCCAACGGCACGAUGCAGCUCAGUCUACAGCAAGGGAGGUUCGGCAUAUACGUGCUCCGUGUGAUCCUGAGCGACGGCGAGCUGUGCUACUCGAGGCAGUUGGAGUUUGUAGUCCAACCAGUUAACGUCGCGCCAUCCAUGGAAAUGCCGGAAUUCUUCAACACGACCGAGCACCCAUCAAUUGGGUCUACGGUGGACCAGCCUUGGGUCCACGUCAUCAGGAACGUGCGGGCCGGGGUGUGGGAGGACUAUCAAAAGAUCCGGUUCACCAUCCGCGGUCUGGGAGUGACACCCCUCGUACAGUGCGCCAAGAUGUUCUGCAACGACACGCAAGAUCGCUCGUACGACCCGGCCUGUUCAUACCCUCAAGACGGCUCUGCCCUCGUCGUCUGGUCUGGACAGUUUGAACCCUGCGCUUCCCACGUUGCGGAACUCGUGAUCUGGCCGUUCCCGUACUUCUAUGGGGUCCAGGUGCUGGAAGUCACUUUAGAGGACGACGGUCCUCUCGAGACAAUGCCUACCUCCUUCGUCGGAAACCUCGAGGAAAUUGCUCCAGCCAACAUCUUGCAUCAAAACGUGACGAUUGAGAUCGGGGCUGUGAAUCAAGCGCCCAAGUUCGACCUGGCGUCGCAGGAUGUGUAUGCACUGCAGGAUUCGUCCUGCUUCAGUCUCCCUCCGUUCCAGAGUGAUCUUGCAAGAGCAAAGUGCAGGAGGAACGAAACAAGAACUUAUGUUCGGAUGGGGUUUGCUGUGAACAUCUCCAAAGGAGACCCUGUCGAAGAUCCGUUGCAGACUGUCACUUUCUACGUACAGACUUUGACGAGGAAUGGGCAGUUUCUGGAAGAAGAACCAUCCAUCUCUGCAGACGGAACUCUGUCCUUCAAACUGGCUCGAUCGCAGUUUGGAGUUGGAAACUUCACGGUCUUCAGCAUGGAUUCGUUCAAUGUGACAUCGCAGAUCAAAGUUUUCCGCAUCAUCGUGAUCGAUGUGAAUGACAGACCGUACUUCUACAUCUCGCCCGUUGUUUACGCGCUGGAAGGAUCCGACUUCAAUGCCAUCGUCUGUUCCGACAUAACCAGAGACUCGUCGGGGAUACCAGCGAGAGAUACGGAGAAGAUCCAGACUUUGACUUUCUUGGUUCACGCUUUCAGCCCGGAGUUCUUUUUAGUGGCGCCAGCGAUCAACACGAACGGCGCCAUGACAUUCAAACCCAGACAGUUUGCCUUCGGCUCGAUCAGGGUCAGCGUGCAGCUCAAGGACAACGGCGGCACCGCCAACAACGGCAAAGACACGUCUGUAGCUAGGAAUGUGACCCUAAUUGUGUUGCCUGUCAACGAGAAACCAACUUUCUCCCUUAGCUUCGGAGUCUACAUUUUGGAGUCUCCCAACUUGCGCACUGUGACAGGAUUUGCCAACAAUCUCACGGCUGGUCCACCCAACGAGAGAGGGAUAUGCAACGUGAUCCCUGGAGGGUGCGAGAGUCAGAGCUUUAAAUUCUUCACGAUCAACGUGUCGAAUCCAAACCUAUUCGUGAUCCUCCCUACCAUCCAAACAGACGGAACUCUGAUCUUUCAGACGUGUAAGUUCUGCACCGGCAUGACGACCUUUUGCGUUGGGGCAGAAGACUCUGGCUACAAGCCUCCCAUUGACCUGUCAGGUUGCAAGAUUUGCGAUGGGAGCUUGACGUCGAACGCGACCUGCUGCUAUCAGCAGGAAAUGAGCGUCGGCACGUAUGGCAGCAAUGCUUCCGACGCCAAGUGCGCGGAGAUAUAUGUCGAGCCAGCAGACGCGAGGCCGGGCUUCCGGCUCUCAUGGAACGUCACGUGCAACACUGUUGACAUCCAGUCUGCCAACUGCAUCUGCCCGCAGUACCCUUACAUCCCCAUGAAGUCGAACCUCUCCAUGAUGAUGGAUGGUUCCCUCGCCUUCCACAGUUCCAACGCCUCUGCCUGUACCAGCCUUGUCGGGCCCCGCGCUUCCGAGAACUUCGUGCAAGUGCGAGUGGUGGAGGAUGGCGGCCGGUACGCGAUUUCUUCGUUUGCGACCACAAUAGCAGCAGCGGAGGAUUAUGCGGAGCCAACGGACACAGUGAUCACAGCUCCUUCGAGCAGCAGCUUGCAAGAAGGGGACCUUCAGUUCAUGCAGAGUCUGCCUGACAACACGUUCUUGACUGCCGGGUUGGAGUUCGCGUCGAGUCGCACUAAGUCGGGGAGAGGUCACCAACGAAUCGAUGCGCUAACGCUGGACCGUGUCCGCUUCCUUGCCAACUCUCAAGUUGACACCGGAGAUCAGUCAACGGCUGGCAAUCCGAUCGAUGUCCUGCAUGACGUCUGUAGACUGGGAUCGUUCGACAGCUCAGUAACCGGAUCGUUCUACUCAGCUACAGGGUGCGAGCUCCUGUUCAACAGCGAGCUCUACUCCAACAACCUCACGUACGAGUCCCAAUCCGAUUGGGACUACGUGGUGGGCGACUGGGAGUUCAGCUCCCGGUCCAUGUACGUGAACAAGGCGCAGGGCCCGAUGAAGGUAAACAAGUUCGGCAAACAAGUGAAUCAGUCUGUCACCUGCGACAGCCGGGUGUGCCGGUACGAACGUGAAAGGAUAAUUAAUAGCGAUUGCGCCGAGAAGUAUCCUACCUGGAUCUCCCCAGCGACAAUUCGAGACAACUCAGAGCGAUUAGGAGCAGCGGUGCUCCUCGGCACCCUCGGCACCAACGGCCCUGCCUGCAAGGAUGCCACCAACGAGUUCGAUACAGUCAGGGAGCAGUCCUUGAGCAUUGAGAACUUCCUGAGUUCUGUCGACGACGUGGAGGCGCUUCUGUUUGACGCGAACGUUAACACGGGGCUUUUGAUCACCGACAACAUCGAUGACGUUGUGACCGGAGACCCUGCCACCUCGCAACUGCCGCUGGAGGAAUUCUAUGGAGAAGCUCUGUUCCAAGUGAACGCGUCCUUUAAGAUCGAGCAUGCUCUCUUCAGUGCUAUGCAAAGGAACAAGUGCAGCUGGACUCGGACCAGCAACUGUGGCUGUGAAAAGGGGGUCCGUAUGACCUGGCGCUUUGAAGGAUCAGGGGUAAUAAUUUUCUCUUUCGCUCUUGCUGUAGAGAAACCGGACGCAAAAAUCUCCCACUACCAGGGGUUCCAGUCGCUGGGCGUCUGGCCCGGGAUCGGAUACGUCACCUUCGUGGAGUGGACAUCGGAUGUUACCUUCAAGGAAGGCGAAUGGAUUCACUACGUGGCCACCUACGACGGAAAAUACUCGAGAAUUUACGUGAAUGGGGAGGAGAAGUUGAAGCAGUACAUGUGUACGGCUGUCUGCCCCGAUGAAAGCUGCUCUUGCGGAAAUAUCAUAUAUCCGGCGGCCUACCACACCUGCCCGGAUUUCUGCACCUGCCCAAAUGCUGAAUGCGAGAAGAAAAAGUGCCCCUGUGGGUCCAAUGGAAUUUUCAAAGGAUGCCUUGACAACAACGAUGUUGAUGGGAACACGCUUGUGGGGAUCGGAGUAUACAUAGAGAAGAAUCCUCCUUCCGUAGCAAAGCAUGCAGGAUUGCUGAAACAUCUCCGAAUCAUGAAGAAGGCCAUGCCAGCCGAUUACAUCAUGCAGAGAUACAUGAACUACUCGUACAUCUUCCCAUUGAAGAACGUGCCUGACAGGUUCUGGUACAAGUCCACAGGGCAGGGAAACAUUGACGCGCCAUCUUGCCAGCCCAAAGUUCCGCUAACGUCACCCAACAUUACUUACGUGAACACUGAGAGUCUUCUAGACGCAGUCUUCACUGUAAGAGGACUGUUCGCGCAGAACAGCCAGUAUCGGGCGAUGUUCUCCUUUACGGGUGUGGACGGCAAGCAGAGCAUCACGACUAGCUGCUCCAUGGAGUCUGUGAACGCUCUGAACUGCAUGUUGCCCACCAAGAGAGCCUGGAACUUCGGAGUGAGGGCAAGCAUCUUGUCUAUCGUCGAAGUCAAUGGAGGUGUCGAGCAGUACCUGUGGAGCCGUGCUUGUCUUAUUGCCAUCUGUGGGUAUUUCGAUCGCAAUAGUCCUUAUCGAGUAGCGGACAAGCCCUGGUUCGUGUCGGCAGAUUGUUGCAAUGUUGCCAACUGCGGUCCUUUCUCCACCACCAAGGAUCAGUGCUCCUGCACGACUAACUUGAUGUACUCGAACGCAAUCUCAGGCUCCAUCACUUACAUAUACAUGAUCUCGCACUCCAAGUCCCUGGCGCUUCAGAGCGACGGGUCGCUGACCAGGAUCCAAAACAUUGCGCAGACCAAAGACAACUCCGUGGCUUCAUGGAUGGACUUUGGGGUGUUCGAUGACGUCCAGAGGCCUUUCAGCUCCUACUCAUCGCUGCUCAUUCUCGGGAGCUCCAACAUCAGGUUUGAGACGAUCGGCAGCAGGGACUACCUGUUCGGGGUGAACUUUUGGGAUGGUCUACAGCAUGAGACCCUGUCACCGAUCUUCGAGGUGAAGAGGACGGGAACUUCGUAUCUGCUUUCCCAUGUCCAGAGCAUUCCCACUUCUGCUCCACGGGACAUCGUCUUGUUCAAGUUCCAGGAGGUACAGUACGUGGUAGUGGUCAAUUACAACUCCAACAGCAAGAUCUUGAAAUGGAAUGGCCCCUUGCCGGUUGAUAACAUUCAAGUCAUGGACAGAGGACGCGGGUACAUCAAUGGCGACCUGAGAAUGUUCUGCAAGCAGGGAAGUGCAGGCGACGCUUGUCGUAUGCGCACAGGGUCAACCAACAUCAACUCGUUCAAGGGAAGCUUCGUCGUAGACGGGUCUGUGACAAGUGGCUUCUUGGGUACGAUCACAAAUGUGAGUAUCGAGCAGACGGAUGCUUACUUGCCCGACUUUGACAUCAAACCGGUUUACUCCAACACAUUCCAAGUGAUGGACGAUUCGAUCACCUCGUUCAGGGUUGUCAAACCUACCAAGUUCUGUUGGCCUCGGCUUAUUCAGACGGUGGAAGUGAUAGGAAACUCAACUAUCGGUUGCUCAAACACCUCGCAGUUCGUGAUGAAUCUGACGGCUUUGAAUCGCAAGGACGUCAAGCAGGGGCUUGUCGUCAACGUUAAGAGUGUCGACUCCAACGGUACCAUCCUUGAACUUGAUGUCCCGAAUGUCUCCAUGGCCUGUGAGCCUCUGCUGCUCCCUCUGGACUCCAAGACCUGCCGAUGCCUCCUGGGAGACUGGCGCAACUGUCUCCGCCUCUCACCCUCCAUCGACUCCUUCCAACUCGGAUCUGUUGAGCCUGGCGGCUUCCAGGCCCAGGUGACCCUCGACAAGAGCGCCGUCAUGGCGGGGUCGAAGCUGCUUAACCAUGGGCAAGGCUACCUCGCCGAUCCUACUUUGAAAGUUUCCCUUCCCAACGACGCAACCUGGGACCCAACACUAGCGACCUGCCUCGGUAGCAGCCUACAAGAAUGCUUCGGGUUGGUGAGGGCUCAAGGCUCCUACAAGUGCAACGGAGGAGACAAACACAACUUUCCUUGCUUCACCUUGGGCAACGACCCUCUGUGUCAAGGAAAUUCGACCUACGAUAACGUUGUCUACUGGGAGAACGGAGUGUGUGCGGUGACGAAGAAAGCGCUAGUGAUCGCUGCUCCUGUCAUAGACGCUCCUUCUCAGGCUGCUCCGAGAUACUUCAGCCAGCAAGACGAAUCUUGGACACCCUCGCCGGUGGUAAGCAGACUCAGUCCGGUCAACCUCAAUGACGAGCUGAAAAUCCCGGUGGUUGGGGCAUCGGGCCUUGCAAUCUUCGAGCAGCCCGACCACUACCUCCUCUUCUUCUCCUUGUACUUGGACCCCCUCACCAACAGCUACGGCACGCUCCCCCAAGUCUUCAAGUUCUUCGACUUCUCCUCCAUCCAGCAGGUGGACCAGUCCCACCUCUCGCUCAUCCACGACGUUUACAGCGUCAGCACUACCUCGAUCCCUACCUGUCGCCAAGUGUGCAGCAUCAACAUCGGCGUUGAGAUCUGCGAGCCUAUCUGCACCGACUACGUCCUCUACGUCUUCUACGCCAGUAUCGCCUUCGGCGAUUCGGUCUUGUACCAGUGGAAUGCAGCUUCUUCAGAGCUCCUUCCCAUCCAGUCUCUCGGAGUUCAAGGCGUCAUGACAGCCAGGCCGUUCGCUCUCUUUGGCAGCAACUACCUAGUCGUCAACCUGCAGGACCAGUCCUCCAUCAUGUACAGGUGGAACGGAACGCUCUUCCUCCAGUCCAACGACAUCAACACCCUCCCCAAGGACGUGGCAGGCGGUCAAAUCCUGACAACCACCUCCUGCGACUCUCUCGUGAUUGACACGCCCAACAACGUCUCGUUCUUGCUGGCAGGCAGCUGCGACGGGCAGUCGUCUAAGUUGUACCGCUCACGAGUAGAGAGGGUUACUGGGAUGCAGGUGCCGGUCAAGGUGGCCAUCAAGGAUGUGUCAACUAGCAAGUCAUUCGUGUACGUGGCGAGUUAUGACAGUCAAUCGAUCGCGCUGUUCGAGUACUCCAGCACCUUCUACUACAAGUCGACCAUCUCGGGGCUGCUUAACCCGAACAUGAACGGACUGAGCGACAUCGAGGUGUCCGGCAGCCUCCUGUACUGCAUCAGCUCAUUGGGGGAAGGAGAUGGAGCAAUCCAUAUCUUCUCCAUCAGUUCAGAAGGAACUCUGUCCCUUGUGACCACCGUGAGAGCGUCCGACGCUGAGCACGGGCUCCGAGGGGCUCGUGCGUUCGCCAUCUCCAACAGCUACCUGUUCUCAGUCUCCCUCUUCGACAAAGCCGUAACUGCGUUUAAAGUGCAAGGCAACGGCUUGCAGUACUUGGAUCACGUCUACAGCGGCGAGAGGUUGAUAGAUCGUUUCCCUUCCCCUCCCCCUCUCUACACCAGCAAGACAGUGUCAGAGCCAAUCGGGCAACCAGUUGAAUGGUUGUCAGGCUCGUUUCCUGCUCGAUUCAGUGAUGGCUAUCCCUGGAGCAGUCAUGCCUACACAGCCAAGAUGUGUCAGAUCGAAGACAAGACUUUGUUCUUCGUGGUCCCCGGGCAGUUUGGCGACCAGACCCCGGGCCCUGUGCUGAUCUACCAGUGGAAGAACGGGACAUUUGUGAAGCUUUCGGAGUUCUCCUCCGAGCUUUCAGCCACCGACGUUGCCUGCAUAUUCGAUUACGACUCUGAGGGCGUCGGCUGGAACUUCAUCGUGAUCUCGGACGACCUUGGGGCAUCGAGGAUGUACAGGUUCAACCCGACACUGCAGAAGUUCUACUUGUUCAACACCCUCCCCAAGAGCUUGCCGGGGGGCACCUCGAUCCCUCCUGCAUGCGGCGCCGACGGCUCCUGCUCCUCGUCCAACGAGUUCGUCAUCCCCGGCAUAGACCGACCUGUUCCUCCCUGGACAGGCAACCCGCACGACUCGAUCCGAAGGCUUCACGAGUUCAAGAUCGAUGACGUCAGCUACUUGGCUGCUGCUAGCUGGUGGCCGGACACCGGCAACGGGUACUCGUGGUUCUCGUACCUCUACCGUUGGCAGGCGUCCGGCUUCACUCAGGUGGCUGACAACACGACGGCCAAGGCGUCUGGGUUCGCAACGUUCCAACUUCUGGAGACUGACGGGGCCAACGACGUUAGCACGAUGACGGUUAGCCAGCCGUGUGACUCUGACCCGACGGUGACUUGCUCGAUCGACUUGCUGCUGGUGGUCAACUACGGCAGCGUCUCUAACGCCUCGGUCAACGUCUACCGAUAUUCCAGCAGCGGCCUCAACAAGUUCACCGGCAACCCCGGCGCCUUCUACAGCAUCCAGGUGAUCCCUGGAAAGGCCAUGACGGGGGUGGAAGCGUUCAGUGUGAAUGGGAAGGAUUACAUAGCCAUCUCGAUGCAGUGCGGGAGUUCGGGGGUAGCUGGAUGUAACCCCAUCUCGAUCUAUGAGUGGAAGCAGAAGCAGUUUGACUUGUUCUACAACCAUGUUUCUUCCAUGUCGCCCAUCACCGAUGUCACGGCCCUCAGGUUCUUUGCCUGGGCAGGAGAAUACUACCUCGCCUUCGCACAAACCAAGUGUCUGCUCCUCAACACGAGUUCUUGCGAAUGCAAGGCAACCCCGUGCGUUGAGGUUCAGAGCGGCGUUCUGCAGUGGAACAGGAUCUCGAAAAAGUUCGACGAGAUGCUCUCCUUGACGGACGCCACCAACGUCAGGCUCAGGGGCGUUCCGGUUCCCGACUCCUUUCUCACGCAGCACAAGCAAGCCCUCAGGUUCCCCAUAGGUUACGUUCGCUCCAUCAACUUGGCGAUAGUUGACGGCAUCAUGCUCCUGCUCUACUCCAGCUUGACCCAAGGAGCCGUCAGCGUCGAGUGGGACUUCCCAGAGAUCGUGGGAUUCAACGGGCUGCGAUCGAUUGUGGCCGACACAACAGCGUCGGUUGUCUACGCCGUCGCAUCGGAAGACUCGGCGCUUGUAGCCCUCAAGUUUCAAUCUAACAGCCUUAAGUUCAUCCAGACAUGGUCGCAGGACCCACUGCCCAUGAGCCGCACCCUCUUCUCCUUCUGGCAAGGCAUCGUCGGGCUCAAGGGCGUACAGGACGUCUCCUUGUCCAGUGACAACGAGCUGCACGUGCGAGCGUCUCCUCCCAAGGGAGAGUCGCUAUGCAGGAGGGAGAGGAUCUGGCCGGGAUGGGCCCUCCCGUUCAGCACUGAGUUCUCACAGCCCCUCCCUUGCCAGCUCGUCACCUUCACCGUGACGCAGAUCUCGACGAGCAACGAGAACUUGUUCAGCCUGUCUCCCUACAUCACCAGCGACGGCCUCCUGGUGUUCGAAACGGCCCAGGGGGAGAACGGAGAGGCUCUCUUCUCCGUUUCCUUGCAAGACGACGGGCUCGCCAACGGAUGGGUCGCCUACUUCGAUCCGAUCUUCUACUCCGGGAGGGCCUACACCCCCCAAGUCCUGCAGCUCCUCCCCGCCGGCGAGUUCGUUUCCAAGGUCUCACACUUCAAGGUGGUGGUGGAUAGCAGGAACAGCGCGCCAUACUUCACAGCGACGCCGAUCCAGGUGGUUCAGGGAGACGUGAGCCACUCGGUUGUCUUCACUUCCCAGCUGAGCGCCGGCGCCCAGAACGAGUUCGACCAGGUCCUCACGUUCACGUUCUCGUGGAAUUUCAGAGAUUUCUCUGCUGGGAAACAAUGCAAGGAGCAAGACGCCCUUCUCAGCUCGUUCACCGUCUCUCCGACCGUCGACAACCUUGCCAUCUGCAAGCAGAAGUGCGUCCAGGCCAACUGCAGGUACCUCACAUACAACCCCGCGUUGGGGAGGUGCUACUCUUCGUCCGUGUGCAGUCUGGUAACUUCUACUGCGAGCACAGCUGUCUUGCUGUAUCCAGGAGGAUUCUUCAAGGAGGCCCUGAAACUCGAUGUGGUCAAGAAUACAACAGCGACUCUUCUCUACGGAGUUGCCAGCUUCACUCCCUUCCCCGAAGCACGGGGAGUGUUCACGUUGCAGGCGACGGUGUCGGACAACGGGGGUCAGUCAGUGCUAACUGGGAGCAAGAACACUUCGGCCCCUCAGCAGAUCACGCUGACAAUCAUCUCCAAGAACAAUCCUCCCACCUUCGACCUGCCCCAACAGGUCCAGGUUCAGGCGAACUCAGGUCAGAACCUUGUUACCGAGUUCCUCUCGAACGUGAGCGCUGGGAUCAACGAGUGCCUCUGCGGCUUCUCCUGCCUCUACGACAUCUCCAUCACCCCCUGCCAGAUCGUCUCCUUCACUGUCGUCUCUGUCUCCGCGGGCAGCAUGACCUUCCCACCCUCGUACCUGUUCUCUGCUUCCUCCUUCGACACUGCCACAGGAAGCUUCUCCUUCUCCCUCGUCCCUCACAUCUCCGGCGUCUACAAGGUGUCCCUGGCUGCCACCGACAACGGUGACGCCAUUCUUGGAGGGCCGGAGGUGGGAGGCAUCAACAGGACGAUCCAAGAUUUCAGCAUGAGCGUGCUGCUCGUCAACGAACGGCCCACGUUCUCCGUGCCGACCCAGGUCCUCGAGAUCGUCGAGUCAACGUCGAGCGGAGUCAGGUCGGGAGGGAGUUACUUUAACAUCCAGUCGGCGGGCUCGGGGAAUCCGGAGAUUGACCUGUUCUUCUCAGUCAACAUCACAGUCCUUGACAUCUCCUGCUUCCUCCCCUCCGGCCGGCCGCUGGCUUGCUCGUCUCUCUUCGAGAGCUACCCAGUCUUCGACGCCAAGGGGGGAGUCUCCUUCGUCUCCUACCCCAACUCCCACGGCAACGUGACCCUCACUGUCCUCAUGGCCAACACGGGCCCUCUGCCUCCCGGAGGCUUCGCGACGUCCCUUGCCUACGUCUCCAUCCUCAACAUCAACAAGCCGCCCAGGUGUGACUUUCUCCAGCGUUACCUCAUGGUCGAGGACGCUGGGCCCACGAUCAUCAGCAACUUCGUGCAGAACGUGCAGCCUGGCCCGGCCAGUGAGAGUUGGCAGACGGUCUUUAUACGAGUGCAGGCGGUCGACGAAUCUCCCUCCUCCUUCGUGGUGGCCCCAAUCGUGGACUCCAACGGAAACCUCUUCGUGCACCUUGCCCCCUACUUCUUCGGCACAGCAACCUUCCAGGCUGUUUGCCAGGAUGACGGAGGGAGUUUGAACGGAGGGAACGACCAGUCCGUUCCUGUCAAGGUUCUGAUCAAGAUUCUCCCGCGUCCGAGAAUCUUCUCGGUAGCAACUGAAACCUCCACGACUCCAGGGAGCUCUCUGAUGGUGUACGGUCGUUACUUCUCCUAUCAGCUCUCCGACGUUUGCGAGCGUUCGAGUGUGCGCACCAACAUCUACAUCGGCCAGCAGCCCUGCGGGCAAACGACUGUCGAGGGGGAUGAGGCCUGCCGUUGCGACUUUCCGCCGGUCAAGUUCGGAGUCAGCGACCUGCUCGUCGUCGCCGACAUCCGUUGCGACGCUCUCAACUCAACUGUCAACGUCACAGUGACGGGGGUAGGCAACGGCUCCUUCGUCAAUCCGCUCUUCCUUGCUGCUGGUCUCAACUACUUCGGCCUUGGGUCCAACGAGUACCAGCCUACCCUUUGCAACUCCUCCUGCUCCGGCAACAACACCUCAAUUUUCAACGAGACCUGCGUCCUGUGCUCUGACAACUCGACUGUGCUCGCACCUCCCUCCUCUUCAGGUUUCCAAACUUCCAAACAAGACGUCGCGCGCGUUCAGAAGUCCAACCUACCCAUCGAGGGAGUGGUCAGAGCUGCGUGUGUAGCCAAUCGAACGGUCUAUCUCGGUGGGAGUUUCUCGAGGGUCUCUCAGAAACGGAUCGAGUAUGCAGUCCGAUGGGACCUGCAGCAAGACAUCAACAACGCCGAUGUUGCUGUCAAGACGCUCGCAAGAGGGGUCAACGGAGCUGUCAACGCCAUCAGCAGCUAUGCGGGCUGGAUUGUCUACGGAGGAAGCUUCACCUUUGCUCUUCAGACUCACGGCAACCCGUUACGUAGCGGCGGGCUGGUGGCAUGGAAUGAGAUGAAGGAGGAGUGGUCGUUGGUGGGGAGGAGCAAGCUCAACGGCAACGUCGAGUCGAUGGCGGUGUUCCGAGGGCAGCUGAUCGUGGGAGGAAAGUUCAAGACGCUAGCCGGCCUGAACGUGAACAACGUGGCGUCCUAUGAAGGCGACGUGAGCAGCUGGAAUGGAUGGAAGACGUUGGGGGGGGGCAUACCCAACGGGCAGAUUUCAGCGAUGAUAGCAGAUGAGAACAUGCUCUACGUCGGCGGAGACUUUAUGUUCAAGGGGAACUUGUCGUCGAGAAACAUCGCUCAGUGGGACGGUCAGGCCUGGAGUGGCUUGCAGGACGAGGCCUGCCUGCGCCGAUGUGCACGAACAAGUGACCAUGUGGCGUGCGAGUCGGAGAACUGCGAGCUCAACGGCCCCGUCAGCUCUCUCGCCGUGGCUGGAGGGUCUCUCUUUGUUUCAGGGCUCUUCACGACGGCAGGGGGGAAGGAGGCGAUGCAUGUAGCUCGCUACCGUGACAGGGCCUGGCUGAGCAUCGGGGCCGUCGAGGGCUCAGUCUUCUCCCUCAUGAUCCAGGCAUCCUUUCCAGCAGCAGCCCAGGACGAGCAGCAGAUCCAGGACCCCUCGUUCCCUGCCUUCUGCCUCCUGGUGGGCGGCUCCUUCUCCUCCGUCCGGACCAACAGCAGCGUCCUUGUCACCAACAACCUUGCACGGGCCUGCUUCCGGUCCUCCGACAUGUGGGACUGGGAUCGAGUGUCACUGGUGGCCGGCGGAGAUGUGAUACAGUUCCUGGCGAUGGUGUGA